Molecule: messenger RNA, 516 nt
Organism: Microtus oregoni (creeping vole)
Lineage: Eukaryota; Metazoa; Chordata; Mammalia; Rodentia; Cricetidae
Product: regenerating islet-derived protein 3-alpha-like
Exons: 5
Coding region: 1-516 (171 amino acids)
Biological process (GO): venom-mediated disruption of cell wall in another organism; positive regulation of cell population proliferation; antimicrobial humoral immune response mediated by antimicrobial peptide
Molecular function (GO): signaling receptor activity; peptidoglycan binding; oligosaccharide binding
Source: RefSeq, a predicted model, not a curated record
AUGCUGCAUCACCUAGCUCUCACUGGUGUAUCCUGGAUGUUCUCCUGCCUGAUGUUUUUAUCUCAGGUGCAAGGUGAAGACUCCCAGAAGGAAUUGCCCUCUCCAUGUAUUAGCUGCCCCAUGGGCUCCAAGUCCUAUCACUCCCACUGCUAUGCCCUGGUUAUGACACCCAAAUCUUGGUAUCAAGCAAAUGUGAGUGCAGAAAUAAGACACCUUGGGUCCAUUCUUAGUGGAGCCGAGGCUUCCUUUGUGUCCUCCCUGGUGAAUGGCAGAGUGAAUAACUGCAAAGAAAUCUGGAUUGGACUCCAUGAUCCCACAAUGGGUAAAGAAUCCAAUGGACGUGGAUGGGAGUGGAGUAACUCUGAUGUGCUGAGUUACUUUAACUGGGAAGGAAAUCCUUCUUCUGUUGUAAACCGUGGUCACUGUGGGAGUCUGACAGCAACCUCAGGGUUUCUGAAGUGGGGAGACCAUCACUGUGAUGGGGAAUUCCCUUUUGUUUGCAAGUUCAAGCAGUAA